This is a messenger RNA of Zea mays, 3567 nucleotides long. RefSeq lists its product as uncharacterized. The coding region runs from base 2129 to 3115 and encodes 328 amino acids. The record is from RefSeq and is a predicted model, not a curated record. Lineage: Eukaryota; Viridiplantae; Streptophyta; Magnoliopsida; Poales; Poaceae. The transcript is spliced from 4 exons.
GCGUGCCUUGUUAGCCUGGUUUGGUUGAAGCCCAUAUUUUAUUCUGUACAUGCCGAUUGAUAAUAAACGAUCAAACCGUAAAGCGGGCGGGUUCUGUUGGUAUUUUGAGUUUUUGAUGAGUAGCAUAUCAGUGUCACUGUAAGGUACGGGUUCAUGGAGAAGAGGAGUUUUAGCUUGACUUUUUAACCAUUGCAGUCUUGUUUAGUUCAUGCAUAAAUCUCCAUUUCAAAAUAACUAGUACAGCACCACCAAUUGAUUUUAAUUUGGCAUGUUCAAGAAGCUGAAUGCGCUGGCAUACGUGUGGAAAUUCACGUGACCCAAGCCUGCAUGGCAAAUUGCCUUUCUGUGAGAUAUAUGCUUGUUUGAAAUACUAACAGCACAAUGAGUUCUGCUCCCCUUCUGUUCUUCCUAUUGAAUGUUGCCCCUUCUGUUUGUCCUCUUCAAACUCAGAUCAGCAAAGCUUCUGUUUUAAUACUAGGAGCAUAUUAUAAUAUAUUGUAUGGAUUAGUAAUGCUUUCUUAUGUGCUUAAAUUUCAUUUCUUGUUAUUUAAUUUAAUAGGGAAAAUAACAAUCUUUGAACCUCUACUACAUUUCUUGUUAUUUUUUGUUUCUCAGUUUUCAUGUGUUUAGAGCAAAUUGAUUCCAAGUUUCUUAGAUACAAGAAUUCACUUCAGUAUCAACGCUACAUAUUUCUUCGUGAUUGUUUUCUCAACUACUAAAUCAAUAAGAAUAAUUUGGUGCAACCAUUUUAUAAUGGUUAGCAUAGAGUAUUUCUCUCACAAAGUAUUUAUCUGAACUAGUACGUAUUUAUAUGAUCCUACAUACUCAACCAUGUACACACUUCUUGUCAUAUUUCUCAAACUUGUUCUCUUGUUUUAGGGAUACUAACAAAUGGGUUCUAGAAUUGAGUUGAUAAGGAAACAUUUGAAACAGGAGGAGGAGGAUGAUGAUGAGUUAUUUUUUGUGUUAGUUCCAGCUAUAUAUGCUUCCCUUUAUUCUAAAAAGAGGCCAGUACACACUUCUUGUCGUAGUGGUGCACAAAAAAUUAGAGAAAUGCUCGAUGGUCAUGAGAGCUGGUGCAAAUCUGAGUUUCGAAUGGAGCCAGAGAUCUUUAGAGCUGUAGCAAGCUAUCUUAGAAGGGAAGGAUUGUUGCAAGACACUUCAAAUAUGAGCAUUGAGGAGCAUCUUGGGAUAUUCAUGUACAUGAUAUCUCAAAAUGCUAGCAAUGCGAUCUUACAAAAAGAAUUUCAGCAUAGCGGGGAAACCAUACAUAGAAAGAUAAGCGAGUUCUUUGGUAUAAUCCCCGCUCUAACUCAAAGAUUUGUGAAGCUCCCAAGUGUAACCCAACCACAUGUGAAGAUUACAUCCAAUCCUCGGUUUUGGCCUUACUUUCAAAAUUGCAUUGGUGCAAUUGAUGGGACACACGUCCCCAUAACUAUUAGUGAAGAAAGAGCCCCUCCAUUUAGAAAUCGAAAAGGAACCCUUUCUCAAAACGUGAUGUUGGCGUGCGACUUCGAUUUGAAUUUCACAUUCAUCUCAUGUGGGUGGGAAGGGUCCGCAUCUGAUGCGGGGGUUCUUCAAUCAGCUUUAAGAAAGGGUUUCAGAGUGUCAGAUGGUAAAUACUAUCUUGUAGAUGGGGGAUAUGCAAACACUCCUUCUUUUAUUGCCCCAUAUCGAGGAGUUUCUUACCAUCUCAGUGAAUAUCGGAGGCGAGGGUUGAGUACUGUAUAUGCUGAUUAUAAGGAGUUAUUUAAUCAUUCUCAUGCCCUCCUUCGCAACCACAUAGAAAGGUCCAUCGGUGUCUUGAAGAAGCGAUUUCCUAUCCUCAAAGUGGGCACCUUUUAUCCCAUAGAGACUCAGGUUUUGAUUCCAUCAGCAGCAGUUUCAUUUCAUAACAUGAUUAGAGGUUUAAAUGGUGAAGAUGGAUGGUUGGAUCAGCACCCAACUAACAUCAAUUCUAGUCAAUUUGUUGAAUUACCAGAGGGAGAUAGCAAUUAUCAGUAUAGUAGUCAGUCCAAUGCUGGAAAUGCUCUUAGAGAUCAAAUUGCUAUGCAGAUGUGGAAUGAUUAUAAUAAUCAUUAGUAUUAUUUUGAUGUAAUAGUCAUUGGCUAUUGUAUACUAUGUAGUCAUGGCUAGAGCUUCGUGGAAUAUGAACUAUGAGAAGAUUCUUGUUGACAUCUUGCACGAGCACAAUCAUGUGAAGUACCGGGGCCAGAAUGGUUGGGCACCAGAAGGUUGGCGUUCUAUGACACAAAUGUUCAAUGAGAAGUGCCCGUUGGCUAAGUUUACAAAGGCACAGAUCCAGGAAAAAGAAAAGGAACUUAAGGCAAACUAUAAGGUGCUGAAGGAAGCCCGCAAGCAAAGUGGUGUUGGAUGGAGUGAGGCCAUGGGUAUGAUCAUUGCGGAACCACCAAUAUGGGCAAAUAUAAUUGUCAGUAAUCCAAAGGUCAAGAAAUUUCAGUCAAGGCCUUUCCCUUUGUAUAAUCAGUUGUCAGCACUCUAUGAUGGCAGUUGUGCCACCGGUGAUCUCAAUUUUACAUCAACUCAGCAACAUACAUCAUCCCGACAACAAUUACAUAUUCAAGCUGAAGCUGAAGCUGAAGCUAUGAGCUCUUUCAGGAUUGAUGAUGACCUCGGGGUUAACCCUGAUUUGAACCAAAUCUCUUCAAAUUUGCAUGGGUUGGCAUCUUCAAGUACCCGUGUUGAGAUUGGUGGACAUGACCGCACCCCGGCAUCUUCAGAACAACGAGCGGAGAGUCAUGGAAGGAAGCGUAAGCAAAGUCAGAUUGCUGGGGUUCUUGAGGAAUAUUUGGAUUACAAAAGGCAACAUAAUGAUAAGUUGCUUGAUGUGGUAAAUCAGAUUGAUCAGCAAGCUGAGGGAUGUAACAAGAAGGAAGAAUAUUGUAUUGGAAAGUGUGUUCGUGUGUUAGAGUCGAUGGAAGAGUUAACUGAAGAGGAGAUGGCAGCAGCAAUGGGCGUGAUUAAGUGUGAGGAGAAUAGAGAAAUAUUUCUGAACAGCCAGAGGCCACGUGUCCGAUUAUUGUGGCUUAGGAACGAGAUCAACAAGCAGAUUUCCACCAAUCUCAAUAUUUUCAGAUGUCCACCAAGCCUUUAGUUUCCUGGCCUUACUUAUUCUAUGCAUCAGUUUCAUCUCAGAACGCCAGCCAGAAGGCAACAUUUUGAAGACUUUAUAUUCAUCUGCAUCUAUACCACAUAGCUCCUUUGAUUUCAAUGUUAUAUCAAAUUUAACAUUUGUAUCUGCGCUAUCAAGGAUCUUGUAUAAAUUAGUAGUAGACUGGUGGAUGUGUCAAGCAUUCUGGUGGCAUUUUCAAGAACUUCUAUUUUGUUAUGUCAGAUUUACUUUAUAUUCAUCUGCAUCUAUACCACAUAACUCCUUUGAUUUCAAUGAUGUAUCAGAUUUGAGCACACUGAGAUGUUCAAGCUUAUGUAUCUUUUUUAAAUUAGUAUGAGUAGAGUGGUUACUACUGUCUAUAGUUUAUUUGAGUAUAUGUAUCAGAUUUGAGGCCGUGUGAUUUUUAAUUUUCUAUUUUACUUGUGUUUUGACUU